This is a messenger RNA of Schistosoma bovis, 429 nucleotides long. NCBI's taxonomy places the organism in Eukaryota, Metazoa, Platyhelminthes, Trematoda, Strigeidida, Schistosomatidae. The record is from the annotation of a GenBank genome assembly.
AUGCAAUUAUUCAGAAUGUCUACGAAAAAGUCAGACGAAGAGUGGAAAUGUGUUUUGAACGCCGAACAGUAUCGAGUAGCUCGUCUUAAAGGCACAGAAGCACCUUUCACCGGUGAAUAUUACCAUAAUAAAGAAAAGGGUGAAUACCUUUGUGUAUGCUGCGGAUCAAAACUUUUUGACUCAUCUGCAAAGUUCGACAGUGGGUCAGGUUGGCCAUCAUUUUAUCAAGUUUAUGGAUCAAACGGGCGAGACGAUUCGCAAACAAAUGUUACUAGAACGGAAGAUAAUUCACUGGACUCGAUGAGAAUAGAAAUCUCAUGUAAACAGUGUGGCGCUCAUCUAGGCCAUGUGUUCGAAGAUGGACCUAAACCAACCGGUUUACGUUAUUGUGUAAACAGUGCAUCUUUGUCAUUUAGAAAAUCAGAAUAA